Topomyia yanbarensis is the source of this 2551-nucleotide messenger RNA. RefSeq names its product pre-rRNA-processing protein TSR1 homolog (gene Tsr1). The coding region runs from base 115 to 2478 and encodes 787 amino acids. The transcript is spliced from 4 exons. The record is from RefSeq and is a predicted model, not a curated record. Lineage: Eukaryota; Metazoa; Arthropoda; Insecta; Diptera; Culicidae. Gene Ontology annotation, biological process: maturation of SSU-rRNA from tricistronic rRNA transcript (SSU-rRNA, 5.8S rRNA, LSU-rRNA); ribosome biogenesis; endonucleolytic cleavage of tricistronic rRNA transcript (SSU-rRNA, 5.8S rRNA, LSU-rRNA). Gene Ontology annotation, molecular function: U3 snoRNA binding; GTP binding; GTPase activity. Gene Ontology annotation, cellular component: preribosome, small subunit precursor; nucleus.
CUCACAUUCGGCCAUAAUCAUAACAGAACAUGUGCAUCACGGGAAUAAAGUGAAAUUUUAAAUACAAGUGGUGGCAAUAUAAAUUUUUGAAAGGAUAUUAUUUUUCGCUGAACGAUGGCUAUCGAAACAAUUCAUAAAGCGGGAGCUUGGAAGCAAACCAACAAAUCCCACAAACACGGGAAACACUCUUCAAAGCGAGCACUGGAUCGGAUCGCCAAAGGGAAAGCCAACGUUAAAUCCGUAACGAAAAAGACCAAAAGAGAGCUCGGUCGGGAAGAUCGUCGUCGUCAGGCUAAUCAAAUUCGUAAAAAUAAGCGUCAGGAAGCGAUAUCACUGAAAAGAGCAUUAGGUGGUGCAACGACGGCUCCGUUUUUAACCUGUGUAUUGCCGCUACACGCGAAUGUCGAUACGAAUUCGGCUCUAGCCAUAAUUGAAGGCUGCGACGAGGAAGCAACUAUCCAGAAACUUUCCAAUGGAAUUCGUUAUAUAAAUGUGCCCCGAUUUCGUCAGCGUUUCUCUUUCUUGUGUCCUCAAACGGGUCACGGACGUGAACUGGAAAUUCUCGAUUCACUUAAAGUAUGCGAUUCGACCAUACUACUUAUUUCUGCAACCGAGGCUGACGAUGAUGUGAUUGAUAAAGUCGGUGCGAAAAUCCUAAACAUGGCACUUAGUCAAGGAUUGCCAACUCCGAUGGUCUGCCUAAUGGAUCUGGAAUCGAUUGCCCCUAAGAAGCGAUGUCAAGUUAAGGCGAACGUACAGAAAGCUAUCGCAACGGUUCUACCUGAUGAGAAACUAAUGUCGUUGGAUACUAGUACCGACGGAUUGAAUUUACUCCGUCGAGUUGGAGGACAGAAAAGGAAAAUUCUGCACAAUAAAGCAAAUCGGCCGCACUUACUCGGGGAAAACGUGGAAUAUGUUUCGGAAAUAGGCGAACAGCACGUUGGAACGCUAAAAAUUACCGGAUUUUUGAGAGGUGUUCCUUUAUCGGUUAAUCAACUGGUUCAUAUUCCGGGUUUGGGAGAUUUCCAAAUGUCAGAUAUCUACACACUGGAUGAUCCUUACAAGAUGAGGAAAAAUGAUGAAGAAAUGUCUUCGACAAACUUGAAGCUGUUGGCCAAAGCAAAUCCGCAGAAGCAAACAAGUCUACAAAGAGAAAACAUCCCGGAUGAGAUGGAUGCGGAGCAAACAUGGCCAACAGAAGAAGAAAUUGAAGCAUCUAAGAACGAAAAUAAGAAAAAGCUGAUUAAACGCAUUCCUAAAGGUAUGAGUGACUAUCAGGCGGCAUGGAUACCGGAUAUUGAGGAGGUCUCUGAAAACGAUAGCGAUGACGAUGAUGAUGAUGAUGAAGAUGACGAGGACAGUUAUAUGUCAUGCGAAUCGGACACCGAAAGUAAGGCAGAAGAAGAUGCUGAAGAAGACGAAGAGUUUGAUGAGGUCAGCAUAUCUGAUGGUCCAGUAUCCGCCGACAAGUAUGACAAUCAGAUGGACAUGGAAGAGGAUAAAAGAACUUUGGCAAAGAUUCAGGCUGCUAAAGAUGAUGAAGUCUUUCCGGAUGAGGUUGACACUCCUGCGAAUAUCCCAGCAAGGGAACGAUUCCGUAAAUACCGCGGAUUGGAAUCCUUCCGAACCUCUCCUUGGGAUGUAAAGGAAAAUCUUCCUUUGGACUACGCUAGAAUCUAUCAGUUUAAAAAUUUUGAUCGCACCAAAAGGAGAAUUAUCAAGGAAGCUCAAGAUAUAGAUGAUGGAGUCAUGCCCGGAUGGUAUAUUCAGAUUCACGUCAUUAACGUUCCUCAAGAUUUGUGGAAUACCUACAUUUCGGCUGGGAAUGGCACCCACUUUGUCGUCUACGGUUUGCUACCCCAUGAACAUCAAAUGUCUGUCAUGAACGUAUGCCUUAAGCGAACUCCCAAUUCCACAAUCCCCAUCCAAUCCAAGGAACGUUUGAUCGUUCAAUGCGGCUACAGGCGGUUUAUUGUUAAUCCUAUAUUUAGUCAGCACACAAACGCCGAUAAACAUAAGUAUGAACGUUUCUUCCGCCCUGGUAUGACUGUGGUUGCUACGUUCUUCGCUCCAAUUCAAUUUCCACCUGCUCCGGUGAUCUGUUUCCGCGAAAAUCCAGACACCUCACUAGCGAUGGUUGCCACGGGCAGUAUAAUCAACUGCAGUCCGGAUCGAGUGGUACUAAAGCGUGCUGUGAUCAGUGGGCAUCCGUUUAAGAUCCACCGGAAGUCGGCCGUCAUUCGUUACAUGUUUUUCAAUCCGGAAGAUAUUGAGUACUUCAAACCGUGCAAGCUAAGGACCAAGCUUGGACGGUUGGGUCAUAUCAAGGAAUCGCUGGGAACUCAUGGUCACAUGAAGUGCGUAUUUGAUACGCAACUAAAGUCACACGAUACGGUGCUUUUGUACCUUUACAAGCGAGUUUAUCCGAAGUGGACUUACGAGGACUGCAUUGUUUCAUGUGAAGUGAUGCAAGAGUGAUUGGGGGUCACCAGGUAAAUUUAUAAAUACUAAUAUACCAUUUUAUGGUUGAAUUUGAUAUAUUAUAACGGUC